Messenger RNA from Paraglomus brasilianum, 286 nucleotides. The record is from the annotation of a GenBank genome assembly. Lineage: Eukaryota; Fungi; Glomeromycota; Glomeromycetes; Paraglomerales; Paraglomeraceae.
AUGGACCCUUGUGAUUACGGACCGCUUGUUCCUUUGUCUCCUGUUAUUCACCGCCGACGUAGGAAACUAAAAAAAGAGGCAAAAGAACGCCACGAUUUAGAAAGUUCAAAACGAGUCAAAAAGGCCAAAUUCGAAGGGGAGGCGAACUUGACUACAUCCUUGUUUGCAUCACCUGCGGCUGCCGAGAUGCGAAAGAAAAUUCGUAAACCUCCAAUGACAGCAAUAAAGACAAAUAACAAGUGGGCAGCAGAAGACGAUGAGAUAUUGCUAUCCCUCAUUACGUCUG